This is a messenger RNA of Portunus trituberculatus (swimming crab), 8050 nucleotides long. RefSeq names its product MBT domain-containing protein 1-like. Gene Ontology annotation, cellular component: nucleus. The transcript has 16 exons. The coding region runs from base 138 to 3704 and encodes 1188 amino acids. The record is from RefSeq and is a predicted model, not a curated record. Lineage: Eukaryota; Metazoa; Arthropoda; Malacostraca; Decapoda; Portunidae. Gene Ontology annotation, biological process: regulation of DNA-templated transcription. Gene Ontology annotation, molecular function: zinc ion binding.
UCUCUUUGAAAUUUGCGAUAAAAAUGUGUGCGCGUGCGCAGUGGUGUUGUUGUGGUGUGAUCGAUGCGGGGCUGGCGGGUCCGGAGGCGCCUCUAAUUCACCUCAUUUGAUGCUUAGCAGCGCUCCCCGUGUUCCCCAUGAUGGCAUCCCAAGAUGACCUGGGGAUGCUUUGGUACGGAGUGACAGGAGUGUCCUUCAACCCAGCGGACCCAGCUGAGGUGAUGCUGAACACGGGCACCACUGCGCCCUUGCUGUCUGACCAUCCCCGGCCCUUGGUGCCCACCCCAGUACCCUACACCGAGCCCUCUACCACACAGCACACCCAGAUGUUGUAUGACCCUAACACCGGUGACUACGUGAGCCAGCCAGAAUACAUGUAUGAGGCCUACGAUGGGUACGAUGAGGACUCCUCCAGCAGCCAGGUGAUGCAGCAGCAGGGCACUCCACCAAUCACGGAGCCUGGCAUGGUGGAGCACCCGGAUGAGUCUCCGCCGCCCAUGCCUAAGUCCAAGAAGCCAAAGGUUCACCAACACCCAGCACUGAAGUUGAAAACUCCAAUAGCUUACCAGAAAGACACAGACUUGAGUGCUAUUCCCAUCAUGCGGGAAGGAAUGGGUAAGGCCACUUCUCAAGACUUUACAAGGCCUUUCGAACUGAUAACGGUUUGUGAGAAGUGUGGAGCCAUUGGAGUCAAACAUGCAUUUUAUGGGAAGGAGAGAAAGUUCUGCAGUUUGUCAUGUGCUCGUGGACCGCUGCCCCCAUCGCAGGCUCUGGCUGUGGCCCGGCAGAUGGAGAAGGAAGUCCCUGAAGAACCUGCCAAGGUUGUGCUGCCAACACCUGAGCAAAUUGUCAACCAGGUUCCUCCUUUAUCUCCUGAGGUAUUGCCCCAAGGCGGCUCAACGAUCACCAAGCCUAGCCAGGUGGUGCAGCCUCAGCCUGUCACAGUGCCCCAGGAAACCUUGUCCUCCCCUACGUACCUUCCCCCAUCAGAGUCUACGGUGGACCUAGAAGGAACAUUUUCGUGGGCCUCUUCUUACCUGGAUGAUUCCAACUUCAAAGCUGUUCCUGUUAGUUGUUUUAAACAUGCUCCCAUGGCUGAGUGCUGGGACCAGAUGAGUGCCGGCAUGAAGGUGGAAGUGGGAUGUGGGGAGGAGGGGGUCACCAAGGAUGCCUACUGGGUGGCCACUGUCAUUGCUAUAGGAGGAUUCAAAGCCAAGCUGCGAUUUGAAGGCUUCGUAGAGGACAGUUCCAAGGAUUUCUGGGUGGACUUGUGCUCAGAGGAGGUGCAUCCGGUGGGUUGGUGUGCCACGCAAGGCCGGCCACUCAUCCCUCCGCGCAGCAUCCAGCACAAGUACAAGGACUGGAAGGAGUUCCUCAUGCGCCGGCUCACUGGUGCACGCACACUGCCUACCAACUUUGUGUCCCGUGUUGUGGAGAGUCAGAAGUCCCGGUUCAGGCCGGGGCUUAACCUUGAAGUUGUGGAUAAGAACAGAAUUGCACAAAUGAGAGUGGCUACAGUGACGGAGGUUGUGGGGAAGCGUCUGCACCUCAGGUAUCACGGAGCACCUCCUGACGACAACGGAUUCUGGUGCCAUGAGGACGCUCCCAUCAUUCACCCGGUGGGCUGGUCAAGGGAGGUGGGCCAUGAGAUAGUAGCAAGCCAAUCCUACCAUGAAAAGUGCAUCCGUGGCACCUACGACCCCAAUGACGCCCCACCUGAGCUGUUCGUUGCAACCCCCUUGCCUGCCUAUCUUCGGAAUGCCAAGACGACUUUUGCAGAGGGGAUGAAACUGGAAGCCAUCGAUCCUCUCAACUUAUCUGCAAUCUGUGUGGCAACGAUAAUGAAGGUCCUACACAACAACUACCUCAUGAUAAGGAUAGACAGCUAUGAAUCAGACGACACAUGUUCUGACUGGUUCUGCUACCAUGCAACCUCCCCCUGUAUCUUUCCUGCUGGCUUUUGCGAGAUGCACAACAUCCCCCUGACGCCUCCCCGGGGCUAUGAGGGACAGUUCUCCUGGUUUACAUACCUCAAGAAGACUCAGGCCACUGCUGCACCGCCAUCCCUCUUCAACAGGGAAGUGCCCACUCAUGGCUUUGAGGAAGGGAUGGCUCUGGAGUCGGCAGAUUUGAUGGAUCCACGGCUGGUUUGUGUGGCCACAGUGAAGCAGGUGAAGGGAAGACUACUGAAGGUGCACUUUGAUGGCUGGGAAAGUGAUUUUGACCAGUGGAUUGACUACCAGUCCCCUGAUAUCUAUCCUGUUGGCUGGUGUGACAUGUCUGGCUACAGACUGGAGGGACCAAAGUCUGAAGUCCUCUGCACGUCCCUUACAGUUCUUACACCACAAGUGCCAAAGAGAAAACCAAAAGGUGGGUGGAAGUAUGGGAAGCCUGGGCGACGGGGGCGACCCAUGGGGAACAAGAAGCUGGGUAAGGUGGGCAGUGGCAGCAUGAACACCAAUGGCAAUUCAGCACUUGCCCAGAAGCGAAGAGGCCGCCCACCCAAAGAAAGGAACCAGGGUGAGACAGGAUACGACGAGUCACCCACCCCGCACAUCAAGCCCAUCGAAAAUGAGAAUUCAGACUUCUUACCGAUCGAAGAAGAGAGCUCGUCAGCUCCCAGAGUCCAUCGAAGCCACAACAAAAAAGAUGCCAGACGAUCUCCCAGGGCCGCUAGCACUCUCUCUACUACUGCCAGUAACACUAAGACUCUCCCUGUGAGGUCCACCCGAGCGAGGACUCUCACAGGCUCCUACAACCAGUCAGAUGAGGAGGAUAUCUCAGAUGAAACAUCAUCAGGCGUCGCCUCACUGGACGGCAACGAAAGCUCUGGGGAGGCUUGGGACGUGGACGAGAAGUCGUGCAAUCCAUCAUCAGCUGCUUCGUCUACACCUCCAUCGAGUCUGCCUGGGGAUUUGUCCAAUGCAAGCUUCACUCCUUCCUCUGUGUCAGAAACUAAAAUGGGGAAUUUCACAAGCCAUCCUAUUCAGUUUGAUCAGCCUAGUGCAGAAGACAACACUUGCUAUUCAAAUGCAUCACCAAACUUGCAGAGCAGAAUUGAACCCAUGAGAAAUGUGAGAAAUGUAUGUUCCAAUAGUACAAUACAGCAAGUUGCCCAGACAGUCAAUGAGUCAUCCACAGUCAAGGGCUCGGCCACACAGACUGUCCCCUUCACCACCAGUAUAAAAGCCAGUACCUCAGGAAAUCCUAGAGACUUGAUCAAGUCCCAAGUUCCUGGGCAGCUUUCCUCUCAGAAAAAUGGCAGUCUUCAGCAGGAUAAGACAACAUCCCAGUCUCCAGUUGUAACAUCCACAGUCACCCAACAAGUGUCCACCAAUCCUCAAGUGUCCCUUGUGUCAGCAACACAGAGUGAGAGUGAAACUAAAUACUUUAUUCCAAGGCUCAUUGACGGCCCAGUGAAGGACGGAUCAAAGGUUCGGCCCAAGCUGUGGACACCUCAAGACGUCGCCGAGUUCCUCAAGACUAACGACUGUGGGGCUUAUUGUGACAAUUUUAUAUCACAAAACAUCCACGGCUCCAAGCUCCUGACACUGUCCCAGAAUGAAGUGAUGGGCCUCACAGGAAUGAAGGUUGGCCCCUCCCUCAAGAUACACGACCUGGUGCAGCAGCUGCUGGCCCUGGUCAACCCCGCCCAGGCCCGAUACCAGGCCACGCUCAUGAAGAGGGGACUCUCCUUCACGUAGGGCACUUCCUCCCCUCCUUUACCAAAUAGUGUGAGUAAUAGUAGAACGUGUUGGCAUUCUUACAGUUCACUGGAUGUGGGAAGGUUCAGCCACUUACCUAAUAUUUAUGAUAAAUUGGUGUCUUAGGUAAGACUAGACCACUGAAACUAUAACAAAUAAGAGUAAUAUGCAUUUUUAAUAAUACAUUUCCUGUGGCAUUUUGGGCAUACAAGAUUACUGUCAGUCAGUCAGUGCAUAUUACAUACUUUCCUGUAAAUUAGUGAUUGCUCCAUAAAAGUGUACAUAUAUAGAUAUUUUUGGAUCCUUCAAAGAAAAUACCACAUUUUAUCCUGGGUUUCCUUUACAACAUAAGAAAUAGUCCUGAGCCUGAAAUGCAAAGGAACACAGUCCAAACUGCUUUACUUCAUAGUAAGAUAUUUUUCCAAUAUGCUGAAAUACCUGGGGCAUUAUUUUAUUACUUACAAGCUAACUUAAGUUAAUCCAACAAACUCCAGUUUUCAGUUGAAAAUUACGACAUAAAUAACUGAGGAGGCACCUAGAGCCCAGAGUUGUGUAAAUAAUUGAUAGGCUAUUUUAUAGAGUAUCAUUUAAGUAAUUAGUGUAUAUACUGUAUUUGUACGAUGUGCAUAAAUGUUAAGUUAAUGACUAGAACACUAAAUGGCCCAGUAAAAUAAAUGGCCUAAAUUUGUAGGAGAUUUGCUGCAUGUAGGCUGACAUGGUUACUAGUUUGGCUUGGAACCAGCAAAUAGAAGAUAUCAAACAGAUAGUUCAUAGUUUUACCUUUCUGGCUGUAAUUUCAAACCUCUUGAUUAUGUUUAAGCCCUCUCCUCCAAUACGUAAUCUCAUUCUCAGGGUCUCAGAGGGAUGCUUGUGCUAUGCCAGUGUCUAAAAUAUUCCUUCUAAAAUCUUCAUAAUGAUCCUUGGUGAAGUCUUGAACACUUAGAGGCCAGAUGGAAGAAGAGAGAAAUAGAAGAUGUGUGUUUGGCUUCCUUGCAUAUUCAGAUUUGCUUGAGUUGUGCAUAUGAAAUGUUGAUCUUUUGUAUAAUAAUUACCUUGCUCUGUUCAGUUUAAUCUUGUUCAAUGAAUUAGCUAUGCAAUAUUUUGUCCAGUAUUUAAUGCAUUAAUUUUGAAUAAGUUCUCAGAAAAAAAUAACUUGAAAAAACAUUUUAACAGGCAGAGAAUUUGAAAGCAAUGAGAUAUUUGUCUCUUGUUUGUGCUCAAAUCAACAGGCAUGUAAUAUUUUGCUCAUGUAAGUUAUACAUCAAUGUUUUAUUUAGCCAGCCUUUAGAGUAUUAAUAUAUGCUUUUGUAAGCCAGUGACACCUUCUGCAUAGGAUGUUGUAUGGAGUAUGUCCUGCCUCUUUUCCUUCCUUGCCCACCCCCAACAAAACUAUUCUCAGAUUUCAGUAUUCAUUCUCCUGUGUGUGUGUGUGUGUGUGUGUGUGUGUGUGUGUGUGUGUGUAUUGGAAGAGCUUCAGUAAACAUGUUCACUUGACAUUGCACAGUCCAUUCUGAUCUCAUUUCAUACUAGUACUUCUCAAAUACAUUGAUUUUAUCUAAGUUUCAAGUUUUUUAUGAGUUGUGGAUUUGUGCAAAUUGUAAUGUAAAGUUUUAUAUGCAUUUAUUGGUAUGCAAACAUGAACUCUUUCACUGACUUCACCUCCUCCACUUGUAUUGUCAUUGCAGGAAUGAUAGCUUCUUUAGUUAGGUAUGAUGGAGAAUACAAGUCUUUUGAUACAAGGUUCUCUCUCUCUCUCUCUCUCUCUCUCUCUCUCUCUCUCUCUCUCUCUCUCUCUCUCUCUCUCUCUCUCUCUCUCUCUCUCUCUCUCUCUCUCUCUCUCUCUCUCUCUCUCUCUCUCUCUCUCUCUCUCUCUCUCUCUCUCUCUCUCUCUCUCUCUCUCUCUCUCUCUCUCUCUCUCUCUCUCUCUCUCUCUCUCUCUCUCCAUUAUGUUUCCCAGCUGUUGUUUGUCUGCUGUCCUGUGGAACCCUGACAGAGCCAUCCUCUUGUGAGGAGUCCUCAGGAAUGGGUGUUUUAUAUACACUGAGCAUAUUGUUAAUUUAUUAAAUGUAGGAAAAUGGAACAAAUCAUGAACUUCCUUUAGCUUUGGGCAUACUUAGUAAAAUUCAAAUAAACAUACAGAGCUUGUGUCUCCUGGAAUGUUUUAUGCAGAGGAAGUUGUGAGUGUCACUGCAUACUAUUAUGCAAUAUGGCUAUCCAUCACAUUUGUAUUGAGGUGGGUAAAGGGUUAUUGAUUAUUGUUGAUUAAAUGUUUAAGUGUCGUAUCUAAAUUUAGCACACUUUUAUUUAAAUGGAUUUCAUAGGCAUUUUAAGAACAGCAAAUAAAGAAUUUCUUAUUGUAUGAUUUUAAAGUUGGAUAAGGACUGUAGUAACACUCUAAAGAAAAUCUGUGCUCUGGUGUAUCAAGUCACAGUUCCUGAUUGGAGUGAUUUACAAGUGAUUGCUGGUGUGUGUAAGAGUGGCAACACCCUCCCUUCCUUCCUUAUUUCCUUCUUUCUUUCCUUUCCUUCCUUUCUUUCUUUCUUUCUUUCUUUUUUCUUCCUUCCUUCCUCUCCCCUCCCUCCCUCCCUCCACAAAGACAAACUGUACACUGCAUUGUUUGUAUUGAAGACACCAAAGUUCCUCAUUGGUUAAAUAAGCCUUAUUAAUCAUUAAAUAAUUUGUAGAUUGACUUUUCACUCUGACUGGCCGGAUGUGUCUCAGAUUGUGCUGCAAUGUUCUCCAUUUGCAACCAGAGACAUGUAGUUGUUAUCCAUGUGUUGACUGAACCAGUGAGCAAGAAUGACGUUUCUCAAUUACUAUUUCUAAUUUGUCUCCAGUCAUGAGAGUUACUAACAAAGCUAUUUUCUCUAUAUAUACCAAUCUGAACUUGGAAUGUACUUUGUAGUAACUUUCAGUCAUAUUUCAGUACUUUUAGAUUGAUCUGGAAGGUUUAUCCUUAAUUUACUGGUUGAUGAUGCACAUUAUAUUAAGAACAGCUUACUAAAGGAAUGUUUUAAGACACCUGAAAGGAUAAAGAUGGGACUCUGCCAAAUCUCUUGACGUGAUGAGGAAGAUUACACUUGAAUGAAUGCAUGAUUCAUGACUCAUUGUGUUUUGUAAAUUCUUUCCCUUUUUAUUUCAUGGAAAAGAAUUUUUGAAAUGCAAUUGUAAAGCAUGUCAUGGUAUCCGAGUUAGAGUGGUGCCCAUUUGUUACAGAGACCCGGGAGUGGAGUUAUGGGGCUGUAUGCCACUUGUAAAGGCGUAGUUUGAAAUUGAGGAUAGCAAACUUGAAAGUAGUAGUGGUUGUUACUACACCACAGAAGGAACCUGUCAAGAGUACAUCCUGUCCUCAUCUUCAUAGUAUAUUGUACUGUUUGACUUGUUUUCCAACACAAGGCUGUUUGCUGAAGUAAGAGCCUUGCAACAGUGUUCUUUUUAGCCACACAUGUGCAUCUGUGAUACAGGAGAGGAACUCCUAAAACAAAAGCUGCAGCCUUGAGGAUCCCCAGUUACCCCUUAUUUUUACAAGUUCUUGCUGUUGCUGCUACUGCUGAAGUGCAUAAAGCACCAAUAGUUUUUGUAAUUUCAUAUGUAUUUCUAUAAUUAAUUGAAAGCAUUACAGUUUUGCAAAGUUUCACUUGUGUUUUCUGCCCAGAGUGCAUUGUUUGUGUGGAAGGAGUUUUCCAUAUAAAUGAAUGAUACUAGAAAAAAAAAUAAAGUAUUCUUAUAUAAGCCAGCCACAGAAUUGUGAACGCAUUGCAGUAAUACUACAAGCAUAGAGCAAUGUUGGUUAUCAUAGUUGUCAGUUACCUCUAGCUUGUCCUAAUAAUUAAUGGGAUUGAGAUUUAGAUGGGCAGGAGGAUUUGAUUCCUUUGUGAAUUAUUUAAGAAUUUAUAUGACAUACAGUUGCUGAAAAUGAGUAACUGAAAAAAUAAUACUGGUGCCAGUUGAAUAUUGAAUGUUGACAUGUGGCAUGAUAGCUUAGUGCUUAGUGUGCUGGUAAGAGGGAGACUGUUAGGGCUAAUUUCCUCUCAUACUAAGGCCUGUUUUCCCUCAGUUGGGGAAAGGUACAGACUUAGAUGGGGAAUUGUGCCCUUGCUGUCCAGCUGGAGCAGGAAGCCAGCAACUUUUUGUUGGUAUGUUUGUGCAUGUGUGUGUCUGUGUGUGAGUGUCUGUAUAUGUCUACUUGCAUGGACUAGGAAUGGUUUGUGCAGUACCUCUGAAGAGGGAAAUAAGUGAUGUGUACAAAUUUUUGUUAAUGAAGCAACUUACACAAAGCAGCAGUAGCACAAUCAGUUUCUGCCCAUGUUGCUUGUUUUCUUUAAGAAAUAAAAAUAAGAACAUUU